Messenger RNA from Bombyx mori (domestic silkworm), 1439 nucleotides. RefSeq lists its product as uncharacterized. The record is from RefSeq and is a predicted model, not a curated record. NCBI's taxonomy places the organism in Eukaryota, Metazoa, Arthropoda, Insecta, Lepidoptera, Bombycidae. The transcript is spliced from 2 exons. Bases 24 to 1343 code for a protein of 439 amino acids.
CAUUGUCGCACACGAUCGCAGGCAUGAGGAGUGCGAUAGCGAUAUUGUCGCUGGUAGCCGCUAUUGCGGCAGAGGCGCCGUAUCAUCUGCCGCGGCCAGGAGCAAACGCGCCGUCACUCAACUAUCCUAUAAGACCUGCACCGCCGCCGCCACCACCGCCGCCACCACCACCGCCACCGCCGCCACCACCACCACCACCACCACCGCCACCGCCACCGCCACGACCUUAUAAUCCUCCACCGCCACUGCCUCAAUACCCGCAACCUCCACAAUACUAUCCACCUCCAUCACAAUAUCCCAUUCCACAACCGCCCCCACCUCCGGCACAUCAACAUCAUCAUCAUCCACCUCCUCCGCCGCCACAACCUCAGCCGGUACCGAAUCCUCAAGACGGCUACCACUAUCAACAACCAAAUAUAGCCCCGGCAUUCGUACAGCCUGUGGCUCAACCUCUAGUUCAACCACAACCACAACCGCAGCCGAUUUACCAACAACCACAACCGCAGCCGAUUUACCAACAACCAGCUCCGGCACCGGCACCAACUCAACCAGUAUACAGUCCGCCUGCACCUCAACCAGCAUAUCGUCCGCCUUCUUAUCAACCUCCCGCUCCUCGACCUGUUUAUAACCAACCCGCCCCUCCAGUACAACCAAUUAGCUAUCCACAGCCCAUUCAAUACCGACAACCGAAUCCACAGUACCAAUUGCCCCAACAGCCUGCUCUACCCAGACCAGCUCCCUCCCCUCCUGUCAACCCAGCUCCGCAACCUCAACCAAUUCCAAUCCAACCGUAUCAAUCGAACCAAUAUCAACAGCAACAGUCAGGCUAUUCUUACCAACAGCCACAGUUCGCAGAACAACAAAACCAGGUGACCUCACAAUUGCCCCUCGAAACUCAACCUAGUGGCAGCGGCGGCUCACAAGUUUUGUCCAGCUACCAGGCCGAUUCAAACCAAUAUAGCAGCGCUCAAAGCCAAGAGCAGAUACAUCGAGAUGCUCUGGACUCAGUGGUUGUUGGUCGUGUCCAAAAUAUAAUCAAAGAGGACGAACAUAAUUCCGCAAGGAACGCAGGUUAUCUUUCUCUGGUGUCCGGCGUGUCAUUAGAGAGUGCAAAGCCGAGCAUCGAAAUUCUGUCUUUUGCUCACACCUCAGGACAGAAUGCUCAAAGUUCAGGCUCCUCCUUCGCUCAGUCGUCGUCUUCAUCAUCCUCAGCAGUAUCUCAAGACUAUGGACUCCCGCUGGCUACGGACAGCCAGUCCUCGAAUCAAUUUGUUCAAUCAAAUACAAACGUCGGAUUUUUGCCCGACACUAAGCCGGCAACGUCGUACGGCCCACCUAAUUAAGAGUUUUAAUACACAAUUCAGAUGUCACUGAAUUGUACAUAAUUGUAAAUAUUUUUUUUUCUAAAUUUGUAAAUAAAAAAAUCCACAGAGAUAAUU